CAAAUUGGCACAGAGCAGCUGACAGAUUCUGCGGGCGGGCGGUCGUGCGGGCGCGUGGGUGCCCGUGGCUGCACUUUGCACUAGAUGGGUUUGGGAUGGGUUGAUCGCUUUGUGUUUCCUGUCAGUUUCUUGCCGGCCUCGGGCGCAAAAUCUGGUUGAUAACCUGUAUUCAUUAUCAUGGCACCCAAGGUCAAGGGCAAAACGGAGGCAAACGCAAGUGGCAAACGCAAACAUGAUAGUGACGACGAGCUUGAUGAUAACGACUAUGUUGCACCUAGCGAGUCUUCAAGUGAGCUUUGUGACAGCUCCGAGGCCUCUGAGGACAGCGACGGCGAUGGCGAUGGCGAAGAGCGGGAGCAGGAGCGCGAGCGGGAGCAGCCAAGGCGGCCGCUGGCAAAGCGCAUUAAAGCGGCCCCAGCACAGGCCCCACUUACAAUCGAUAUACUUGCAAGACUUUUUAAGAUUGACGCACGCGCCAAGAGCCAACUCAGGCCCAGCGGUGCCAGCGCGGUACAGCUGGCUAGGAACGUCACCCUGCCCCCGGCCGGCGACACGAACGCCUGCAGUGCCCUGUUCAGCACGCUGCUCCGUAAGGUCACCGCACGCCGCGCUGACCUGGGCGCCCUGGCGGACACGGAGCUGUCCAUCGUGACGCCGGCAGACAGCAUUCACCCCGCACCAACUCGUGUCAGCGACGACGACGCCGGGCGGCUGGUCGAGUCCCUCGGCGAGACUAAGCCCGGCGGGUGCGCGCUGCUGCACGUGAUGGAGCGCGCAGGGCCGCCCGAGGCGCGCAGGCUGGCGGCGGCAGCUGUCGCUGCUGGCAAGACCAAGACGAAAGCCAAGUCGGGUGCAGCGGUGGCAGUAACAGGCUCGGGCCUGGGCUUUACCAUGGAGGGAGGCGCCGAUGACGAUGAGGACGCCAUCGACUACGAUGAUGAUGCUUUGGGGCCCACGAGCGCUGCUGGUCCUUACAGCAGCCAUCGCAGCAGCGGCGGCGGCAGUGGCGGCUUAAGCAGCCGUGACCUGCGUACCAGCGGCAGCUUGCUCGGCGGUGGCUUGCUUGGCAGCGGCGGUAGCUUGCUUGGCGGCGGCGGUGGCGGCGGCAGCGGUGGCGUGCUCAGCGGAGGCGUUGGAGGUUUCGUCCGGGGAACAGGUGCUUAUGGGGCUGUCGGCGGCGCAGCAGCAGCAGCAGCAGCAGGCAGCAACGCCGGACCGAGCAGCGGGUUGGGAGGGCCCUUGGCAUCGGCACUUUUGGAGGUGCCAUCGGACGACCUGGCGGCGUUUCGUGCGUGCCUGGGCCUCAAGCGCCGGGAGGACGUGCAGCGGCACCUGUUUACCGCUCUCCCACCGCACGUAAAGGAGUUUAUGUCAUCCGACACCAACGAGAAGCUGCAAGCUGCCGCAGAGGCGGGCCCAGGCGGAGUGCUGCCGGUGCAGGGGGCCACUGCGGCAGCUGGGGAAGGUGUCGAGUCCGUGGCAGGGCCAGGAGCAGGGACCGCCAUCAGUGGUGGGCCGCAGGCGGCGGUGCCGCUGCAGGCGCCGGUACCAGUACCAGCAUCGGCCUCAGCCUGGGCAGCUUGGCAGGUCGGGACCGCGCUCGCUGGUUACCGACCGGUCAGUCGGCACGAGGCCAGCUUCGCUGCAGUCCAGGCCAACCAGCCAGUGGUGGUGAAGGAUGUCGGAGAUGGUUGGGGUGUGGCGCUUGCGAUUGACUUGGAGAGCUCUGGUGUGCUGCCUAUGUGCAACGUGUCCAUAGGAGGGAGUGGGGCGGUGGAGGUUGGCAGAAUGCAGCAGCGGGUGCCGUCGCGCACAGCACCAACCCUAGCCGCGCAGGUGGAGCAGCUACUUCCAGCUGCAGCCAGCGGACGGCCUGUUGACGGCCUUGUUGCCGUCGGGCAUCAAGAGCCACAGCAACCGCAGCAACGUCUGUCAGAUGCGGCGGGCGUGCCUCUCAUCCCCGGCGGAACUGGCGCGCGCAUAGGCUACUCCGAUGCGGCCCCACUGGGCCGCCCUCCACGCGCCCCUGUACCAGCUGGGCGCAGCAGUGGUGGCGUUAGCUACACGCCAGCGGCCUGCGGGCUGGACGAGGCUGUGGCUGGCCUGCAGCGCAUUGGGCGACGACGCGAGCACCAUGAACAGCGCAGCCAGCGCAGUAGCAAGAGCCGCAGCCGGAGCCGGGAUCGCAGCCAAGGCAAGGGACGGCGGUGGAGCUCUCGCGGCAGCCGCAGCCGCAGCCGCAGUCGAGGCCGUGAUGGUGGCCGCGGUCAAAGCCGCCCCAGCGCACGGGAGUUGGGCGCAAGCAGCAAGGGGGGCCACGACGCGCGCCCGGUGCGUCGGGUCUCUCCCAGCGGCCGCAGCCGCAGCCGCAGCCGCGGCCGUGAUGGUGACCGCAGUCAAAGCCGCCCCGGCGCACGGGAGUUGGGCGCAAGCAGCAAGGGGGGCCACGACGCGCGCCCGGUGCGUCGGGCCUCUCCCAGCGGCCGCAGCCGCAGCCGCAGUCGCGGCCGUGAUGGUGACCGCAGUCAAAGCCGCCCCGGCGCACUGGAGUUGGGCGCAAGCAGCAAGGGGGGCCACGACGCGCGCCCGGUGCGUCGGGCCUCUCCCAGCGGCCGCAGCCGCAGCCGCAGUCGCGGCCGUGAUGGUGACCGCAGUCAAAGCCGCCCCGGCGCACUGGAGUUGGGCGCAAGCAGCAAGGGGGGCCACGACGCGCGCCCGUGCCGUGAUAGACUGGAGCGCAAGCGAUAUCGCGGUCGGCACACCCUGUAAGGGACCAUGUCACAUGAGGAAGCUACCGCCACUGCGACGCGUGCAUUUACCCACCAGCUCCAGGAGGUCAAAGUGUCGCCGCAGGUAGGCUUUCAUUUUUGCAAAAACGAGCUCC
Molecule: messenger RNA, 2884 nt
Organism: Chlamydomonas reinhardtii
Lineage: Eukaryota; Viridiplantae; Chlorophyta; Chlorophyceae; Chlamydomonadales; Chlamydomonadaceae
Exons: 9
Coding region: 178-2769 (863 amino acids)
Source: RefSeq, a predicted model, not a curated record